UUCAUUUGAGCGCAGGGGGAGACGCACCGUCAGCUUUUCAGUGGUCUGGGUUUCAACAGUUCCCUCCUGAUGCAGACAGAUGUGGACCAGGCCUUCCAGACGUUCCUCCAGACGGCCAACGACACAUCUCAGGAGGACGCCAGCAAAGGGACCACUGUGUUCGUGGACAACCGCUUCAAGCCAAAGCCGGAGUUCCUGCAGACCCUGAAGCAGUCGUACUUCGCAGAUGGGUUCAAUGUGGACUUCAGCCAAGCCAGAGAAAGUGCUGAUACCAUCAAUAAGUACGUGGAGGGGAAGACUAACGGGAAGAUUGACAAGCUGGUGAAAGACCUGGAUCCAAACACAGUCAUGUAUCUCAUCAGCUACAUCUACUACAAAAGUAAGAAGGUCCAUACAUAUUUUGAGGUUAAAUUCUCUCUCUCCUUUGUCUCCCCGCCCCCCCAAUGUUUUAGGAGACAUUAUGUAUAUAUUCCAAAGUUCUCCAUCAAGACUUCCUACAACCUCAACGAUGUGCUUGAAAUGGGAAUGACAGACAUGUUUGGUCGUGCAAAUUUGAGAGGCAUUUCAGAGGAGCAAGGACUGGCAGUCUCAAAAGUUGUGCACGAAGCUACGCUGGACGUGGACGAGGCCGGAGCCACCGCUGCCGCCGCCACAGGCAUCAGCACAAAACGGACGUCUGCCCUCGCGGCCGAUGUCCCUGUGUUGAAGUUCAAUCGUCCAUUCUUGGUCAUCAUCACUGAACGUAACACGGAGAACAUCCUCUUCUUGGGAAAGAUUAUCAACCCAACCAUCUGAUGGAUCAUCA
Molecule: messenger RNA, 805 nt
Organism: Sander lucioperca (pikeperch)
Lineage: Eukaryota; Metazoa; Chordata; Actinopteri; Perciformes; Percidae
Product: hibernation-specific plasma protein HP-55-like
Biological process (GO): negative regulation of endopeptidase activity
Molecular function (GO): serine-type endopeptidase inhibitor activity
Source: RefSeq, a predicted model, not a curated record